AUAUUGCCAUCUCCCAGAUUCGUUGACUGAUUAAAUCUCGCCGGCAGAAAAUGCUAAAUCCUCUCCGGCGUUGAGAGGGCAAAAGAAAUACUGCGCGGAUUAUCAGGGGGGAAGACGACGAUGUCGCCGCCGGCUUCUCCAUGGUGGCGCACGGCAGUUUCCGUUAUCGUGCUGUCUUUCCUCUUCAUCUCUCCGGGCACCGCCAUCUACUGCGAUGAAGACGAUUGCUACGAUUUACUCGGGGUCACUCAGAGCGCCACUGUGUCCGAAUUAAAGAAGGCUUACUACAAGCUCUCGCUGAAACAUCACCCGGAUAAGAACCCUGAUCCAGAAUCGAAGAAGCUCUUUGUGAAAAUCGCAAAUGCCUAUGAGAUUCUGAAAGACGAAGCUACAAGGGAGCAGUAUGAUUAUGCAAUUGCACAUCCGGAGGAGGUAUUCUACAACACUGCUCGGUACUAUCAUGCUUAUUAUGGUCACAAAACGGAUCCUCGCAUAGUCUUGGUCGGGCUUCUUCUACUGCUCUCAGGGUUUCAGUAUCUGAAUCAGAAGUCUAGGUACCAGCAGGCAGUUGAGAUGGUGAAGAAGACACCCGCUUACAAGAACAAGCUACGAGCUUUGGAACUUGAACGCAGUGGAGGGCUUUCAUCUAAGAAGAAGAAUAACAGGCAGAUGGACAAAAAAGUAGAGGAAGAUCUCAGCAAUGAGCUUCAGCUGGACAUAAAAGGUGCUCAUCAACCCUGCAUCUGGGAACUUAUAGGUGUCCAAUUUGUCCUUCUACCUUACACCCUUGGGAAGUUGUUGCUGUGGAAUGGCUGUUGGUUAUGGAGAUACAAGGUGAAGAAAGCUCCAUAUGCUUGGGAAGAUGCUUCCUAUCUAACUCGUAGGUCGCUGAGAGUGCCUCUUGAACAAUGGGGAAGCAUCGAUGAAUCGACAAAGGAAGAUCUUGUUCAACGACGUCUGUGGGAGAAGUCGAAUUUCGAGAGCUACGUAGCUGAAAUGCGCAAGGACUCGAAGCGCAGGAGAUGAACAUCAAUGUUGUAGUAGCUUGCUUUAUUUAUCUCUUCCAUUGGAGGGCUGACAAACCAGCUGACAGCACACACAAAAUUUUGUUAGUCGGAUACAGUAUACAUAUACGAGCAUGAAGCAUACUGUACCUAAGAUACUGCUGAGUGAGUCCAUUUGUACUGCUACGGAAAUUUCACUUCUUAGUUAUUUCAUUACUACAGGGAUUCUGAACUCCAAAACUAUAUAGUCAUUAGUAUGCGAGACCAAUGAGUUACCAUCUUAUGUUUGUGGAUAACGUUAUUUAAUGUUCAGUUAUCAGUCUUGAUGAUUCUUUUUGCUGAUGUUCUUUGGCCUGUCUAAUGACAAAUUGGAGCAUUGCAGGGAUCUGUA
This is a messenger RNA of Linum tenue, 1395 nucleotides long. The record is from the annotation of a GenBank genome assembly. Lineage: Eukaryota; Viridiplantae; Streptophyta; Magnoliopsida; Malpighiales; Linaceae.